Molecule: messenger RNA, 1814 nt
Organism: Hibiscus syriacus
Lineage: Eukaryota; Viridiplantae; Streptophyta; Magnoliopsida; Malvales; Malvaceae
Product: ultraviolet-B receptor UVR8-like
Exons: 12
Coding region: 200-1528 (442 amino acids)
Source: RefSeq, a predicted model, not a curated record
CCUAUUUACUACUUUCCUUUACAUUUCCAUCUCCAUCACCAUUAUUAUCCUCCUAAUUCUCAUUCAAACUUUCAAACAAAUACCCCCUCAUUUAUUACCCCCUCAUAAAUCUCUCUCUUCAACCAUCUCUUUACUCUUUUCUUCAAUAGAUAGAUAGAGAGAUUUUUUGUUUUGUUUUGUUUUGUGGGGGUGAAGAGCAAUGGCGGAAGCGGAGGAUGUGAGUAUGAGCGAGGUCACCGGUCCAUUUCGUCAGGUUCUUUUCAUAUCUGCUGGUGCUAGCCACUCCGUUGCUCUUCUAUCUGGAAAUAUUGUUUGCUCAUGGGGACGAGGAGAGGAUGGGCAGUUAGGGCAUGGUGAUGCGGAAGAUCGACUUUUGCCGACACAAUUGAGUGCAUUAGAUGGACUUGAUAUACUAUCUGUUACUUGUGGAGCUGAUCAUACGACUGCAUAUUCAUUGUCUCGCACGGAAGUUUAUAGUUGGGGAUGGGGUGACUUUGGAAGACUUGGUCAUGGAGAUUUUAGUGACUUAUUCAUUCCUCAACCAAUAAAAGCAUUACAUGGUCUGAGGAUAAAACAAAUUGCUUGCGGGGACAGCCAUUGUUUAGCUGUGACAAUGGAAGGCGAGGUGCAGAGUUGGGGAAGAAACCAAAACGGUCAACUUGGUCUUGGAACCACUGAAGACUCUCUUGUGCCUCAAAAGAUUCAAGCCUUUCAGGGUAUUUCCAUCAAAAUGGUUGCUGCUGGUGCUGAGCAUACUGCAGCUGUUUCAGAAGAUGGUGCGCUCUAUGGAUGGGGGUGGGGACGGUAUGGAAACUUGGGAUUAGGUGACAGAAAUGAUCGCUUAGUUCCACAGAAGGUUUCUACUCUCAGUGGAGAGAAGAUGAAUAUGGUUGCUUGUGGAUGGCGACAUACUAUAUCAGUCUCUGAUGCUGGUGAAUUAUACACUUUUGGAUGGAGCAAAUAUGGUCAACUGGGACAUGGGAACUUUGAGGAUCAUCUGGUUCCACAUAAGGUGGAAGCUUUAGCUGACAGUUUUAUUAAGCAGAUAUCAGGUGGAUGGAGACAUACAAUGGCACUCACUUCUGGUGGAAAACUCUAUGGCUGGGGAUGGAACAAGUUUGGACAGGUCGGGGUUGGUGACAACACUGAUCAUUGCUCUCCAGUGCAAGUUAAAUUUCCUUAUGAGCAGAAAGUAGUUCAGGUUUCAUGUGGGUGGAGGCAUACACUUGCUAUUACCGAAGAGCAAAAUGUCUUCUCUUGGGGAAGGGGUACAAAUGGACAGCUCGGGCAUGGAGAAUCAGUGGACCGGAAUCUUCCAAAGAUUAUAGAGGCUUUAAGUUUUGAUGGUUCGAGUGGGCAGCAGAUAGAAUCUUCAAAGCUUGAUCCGUUGUCAGGUAAAGCCUGGGUUUCUCCAACUGAGCGAUACGCCAUUGUCCCCGAUGAAAGUGGGCAAACGAUUCAUUCCGAAAGGGGUGACGGUGGUGAUGUGAGUGUCCCCGAGACCGAUGUAAAGCGAAUGCGAAUGUGAUUCUUCGCAUCCAGUCUGAAAAUGCAAGUUAAAAAUGUGGGAAUCAUCGCAUCGUCUUUUAACAUAUCAUCGAAGAAUAAAGGGAUGAUGUUUUUUUUCCAUGCAGCAAAGCCUUAUAAAUGGAGAGGGCAUUUAUGAGUAAGGUGAGUGUGUUUGUGCUGUUAUUAUUAUUACUAUUUUGAGCUUUGUAGUAUGUAGGAGUGCACUAGGCAAUGUCAACAUACUUUUCUUUAGUUCUUGAAGGACUAGAAGAUGGCUUUUAAUGGUAUCUAUUUGCUUGGCUUUU